Drosophila yakuba is the source of this 1646-nucleotide messenger RNA. RefSeq lists its product as uncharacterized. Lineage: Eukaryota; Metazoa; Arthropoda; Insecta; Diptera; Drosophilidae. The record is from RefSeq and is a predicted model, not a curated record. The transcript is spliced from 3 exons. The coding region runs from base 210 to 449 and encodes 79 amino acids.
GUCUCGCAUCCCUUUCGCUCUCUCCCGCUGCUCACAUGCGUUCUAGAUCGUUUAAUUUUCUUAGUUUUCAUUUGCUCGCCAAAUUUUAGCAACGUUGCUGGUUUAAUCGGCUGCACCUGCAAUCGCGGAUAAUCAGGGAGCGCCGAGCACUGAGUUCUCAUAGCCAAACGAAACGUCCCGAUUCGCUCGAUUUGGAACUGGAACGGACCAUGAAAACAAGCAAUCUCGGCCUGUACGCUUUCCGUUUAACCUUCGGUCAGGCGCCGCCGCUGUCCGCACAGGCCACGACGCACUGCAGCCAUGGCUUUACCACCAGCUCGUCGUCGCCCAACCGUGUGGUGACCCGCUCGGCCACCAUGCUGGCGCUCUUCGGCAUCGCGCUGUCCUCGUUCAGCCUUAAGCAACUGCUGGCCAAAAAGCAGAAGCACCGGGGCCUGCGCAAGCUCUAGGAUGGAGCUAUAGCCAAGAAGAUCAGAGCGGAGAUCAUAGCGAUGCCAACGCCAACGGUAGAAGCGGUAAUGAAGAGCCAGAGCGCCAUGUCCUGAGGUCACACAUUCGACAACUUUACCAUCCGCCAUCAUCGUGUAUAUUUGCCUAAGUUAAGUCAUCCACUCAUCACAGACCCAAGCGGAACUCGGACAUGGAGGCUUGUUUUGUAAUAUUCUCGAUAAAUUGAUCGGAGGCGAGGAUCUGUGCGCAUAUAAAGAUAUAUUUUCUUGUUUACACAUGCACAUCAUGCAUCGCCAACUAAAAGGAAUAAAUUUGUGAUAAGUCGUGUUUGAGAAAAGCCCAUCAGCAGACAAACUGAACGAAGGAACGAUGGAGAAAAAGAUUCGCUAAGCUUGCGAAAAUCCCAAAUUUUCCUAUACUCUUUUGUUGCCCGUUUUAGUUAUAUAUAUUUUAUGUGUAAACAAGUCUAUUAUAUACGUAUAUUUAUUUACAAGUUAUUUGCAAACCAGAGAAACGACUAAGUAGGGAGGGAUAAAAACAAGAAUGACUUCGUUGGACAGCAGAUCGCCGAGCAGGCUGUGUCAGUAUCCAAGAAACAAACUAGUUCUAGCUGCGUAUUCAAAUAAAUACAUUAUAUUCAAUUCGAAAAUAUUGAUUUUUAUUUAUAAUUUUCAUUAAAGCGUACAAGCUUUAGCAUCUAUAAUAGUUUAAUUUAUCUGCCCGACCAAUUCUACGCAAAACCGAAAAAUAAUAAUUAUGCAAGAAUUAUUCUGUGGGAAUAUUAUAAUUCAAUAUCAUUAAUACCUUUUUAAUACAAAAUAUUAAACAUUUAAGCGCUAUUUUUGUGUUUUCUGAAAAUUAUUUGGUAGUUCAUUUAAUUUUUUUGCUCCUACAAACACUGUUAAUUGGAUUCCUGUUAUUAUAGUAUUUGUAGAUUAUUUCAUACAAUUUAUUAUCAAUUACUUGAAUUCUAGAAAAUAUUAAAAUUAAACCGUUUUAAAAGACACCGUGAUGAAUUGCAAUAUAUUUCUGUAAUAACCUGAAUAUUUUAACUCCUGUUAUAAUAUAUUAAACGUUUUUUUACGACCUUAAGAACCAGUGACGAUCGGGUCCACUGUGAAACACUUAUAUAUGUACUUAUAUGCUCUUUAAAAAAUAAUAACUUAUUAAUAUUGACUGUGUAUCUAACACUAAAA